AUGGCAGAGGAGGUAUGGGUGGGCACCUGGAGGCCCCAUCGUCCCCGGGGGCCCAUCAUGGCCCUCUACACCAGUCCUGGACCCAAGUACCUGAUUCCACCUACCACGGGCUUUGUGAAGCACACACCCACCAAGCUUCGAGCACCGGCCUACAGCUUCCGUGGGGCCCCCAUGCUCUUGGCGGAGAAUUGCUCCCCAGGGCCCCGCUACAGUGUGAACCCCAAGAUCCUGAGGACUGGCAAGGACCUUGGCCCUGCCUACUCCAUCCUGGGGCGCUACCAUACAAAGACCUUGCUGACCCCCGGCCCGGGUGAUUACUUUCCAGAGAAAUCUACCAAGCAUGUGUUCGACUCAGCACCCAGCCAUUCCAUUUCUGCCCGGACUAAGACCUUCCGAGUGGACAGCACCCCAGGCCCUGCCGCAUACAUGUUGCCUGUGGUGAUGGGGCCCCACACGGUGGGCAAGGUCUCCCAGCCCUCCUUCUCCAUCAAGGGCCGCAGCAAGCUGGGCAGCUUCAGCGAUGACCUGCACAAGGCAAGGACUCCAGGUCCUGCAGCGUACCGUCAGACUGAGGUUCAAGUGACCAAGUUCAAGGCUCCACAGUACACCAUGGCUGCCCGUGUGGAGCCCCCAGGGGAUAAGACCAUGAAGCCAGGACCAGGAGCCCAUAGCCCUGAAAAGGUGACCCUGAACAAGCCCUGUGCCCCGACAGUCACCUUUGGCAUCAAGCAUUCUGACUACAUGACACCCCUGGUGGUUGAUGUGGAAUAGCUCCUGCUCUCCAUCCCAUCAGUCUGUGACUAGAUCCUCCCACAGCAAUGUGCUGGGCUGGCAAUGAUUGGGCACUUCACCAAUGGGGGCCGCUGCCAGCCUGGGCCUGCAUCACAGAGCACGCUAGUUUGGACGGUUUUGACAAGUUAUUUUUUUCUAUGCUAUCUCUUGUUUGUUAAUCUUGUUUCUUGCCAUGUCCAAAUUAUUAAAUAAACCACAGAUUGCAUUCGCAA
This is a messenger RNA of Rattus rattus (black rat), 1004 nucleotides long. RefSeq names its product outer dense fiber of sperm tails 3 (gene Cimap1a). Gene Ontology annotation, cellular component: cytoskeleton; outer dense fiber. The record is from RefSeq and is a predicted model, not a curated record. The transcript has 6 exons. NCBI's taxonomy places the organism in Eukaryota, Metazoa, Chordata, Mammalia, Rodentia, Muridae. Bases 1 to 771 code for a protein of 256 amino acids.